This is a messenger RNA of Dentiscutata erythropus, 1734 nucleotides long. The record is from the annotation of a GenBank genome assembly. Lineage: Eukaryota; Fungi; Glomeromycota; Glomeromycetes; Diversisporales; Gigasporaceae.
AUGUAUCAAGAGCAACAUAUCUUACAAGGUGAAACACCAACAACUAUCCCUAAAAAGUCAGUUAUGGUAACAACAGACAAGAGCGAUAUCGCCAAAGCUUUUGAUAGAGCGCUUGACGAAAUAACAAAACAUAUCAAUGAAGUAUCAGUGUCGACGCCUAUUGGAAAACAGCCCCAAAACAACAAUUUGAAAAUUAGUCCUGCUGAUUCUGAUAAAUCAGCUUCAUCGGGUCACUCUAGUCAAUCGAGCGGUCAAACCAGUUCCACUUCAAUCACUGAAGAAUCUAUUGAAAUUAAAGCCUUGGGAAAAUUCAGGAACGAUGGUAGACCCUUACCCUUUAAUGUUCAUUUUAAGGAUUCAUUGAAUAGAUUGGAAACGGUGGAGGAGAAUCCCGAAGAAGGUCGUACAGCUCCAAGUUCACCAAUCGUCUCUUCAUUCGAUCAGAUCAUGCCCAUUUCAUUGCCUCAAACCCAUUCUGUCUCUUCCCGAAAAUCACUGAUGUCUAAUUUAAUUAAGCCACCAACUGUUAGGGUGGUUUCCACGCAAGGAAAGGCCGCGCUUGACUACAUUAUUCCAAAAACUUCUUCGCGAACUAGCUGCAUCGCGUAUAUUAAAAAUAAUGGACACCAAAUUUCUCUUGAAUUUAAAGAAUGUGCGAAUCAUGUGUUCAUAUUUUACGUUCAAAUACGGUCAAAAGCUCAUUCAAAACAUAUUCUGAAUCCUGUUUCGGAAUUUGUUACCUUUUCCGGUAAAAAAGAGAGUCAAGGUGGUAAUAUUUCUCCAGCGAAAACAAACAUGAAUAUUCAAUUUAUGCAGAAUACUGCCGAAGAAGAUGCUCUUCAUCCACUCUCUUGGGUUUUUCCUAGAAAAACACUUUCUGAAGCUUAUAUUGAAUUGGCAACACCUGCGGAGGCAAACCGUGCGGUUGAUACGCGCAACAUGAAACCAUUGAAGGGACGUCUCGUUUCAUGUAUGCGAUCAUCUCAGGAGGAUCUUAUGAGAGCGGUCUUUCCAAAAUGGAAAGGUGAAUUUUCUGGUUGCGACGCGGUCAUAACUUCGGAAAUGUUACAAUCAACACCAACUGUACCGCACAUUCCAUUUAUCACGAGAGAAGAAAUGAAUUCUCUUUUGGUAGUUUGCCGAAAUUAUAAGCUUCAUUUCUCCCGUAAAUGUGCGGAACGUCCAUUCGAAAAUAUCAUAAGCGUUCUUGUAAAGAUGCGUGCUGGUAUUAUGACACCAGUCUUUACUGAACGUCAAAAAUUAAUGAUACUUCAAGUAUCUGGUAUGACACUUCCUGCGGAUUUGCAAGAUCGGUUGACUCCUUUCAAGAAGGAUGAAACGGAACAAGGCUCAGAAACUCAUAAUCAAGUCGAUCCAACUUUAAUUACAAACAUGUCCACGGAUAAUAUAAAUCUUAUUCCUUCAAGUCUUUUUCACUCGUCUCCGGUGGAAUUCCCCGAGUAUAAAGGCAUAUUCGACCCUUUCCGAGAUGAUCGUGAAUUGAGGGCAACUUUCCUUCAAAAUGAAUCACGGCCGCAACUCGGUGCCUUUCGGGCAUUCGAUGUAUGGAAUCGGCUAAACGAGUAUCGAAAUAUGGAGUUUGUAAGCAACAUAAACACUAGUAAUCAAAUUCAACCGUUACCUACUCAACAACGAAAUGUUCUCAAUCGUCUGCAUACUGAUCAUGGAAAAAAUCCGUUCUUUGUUAAAGACUUUAAUUAUGAAGACUUUUAA